AUGAAAUCACUUGCCUCCCUUGUCCUUGCGAAUGUCCUGUUGCUGCUGUUGCUACGGAUCAAGACGACAAAAUCCGUGCAUCAUGUAAACUGGACACGUUCCGAGAUCAUGGAUCCCUUUGGAUUAUAUUUGCUCGAAUGGAAAGUCGACAACAAGGAAAUUAUCUUUACGACAACCGUCAAUACACGUGGAUUUAUUGGCCUUGGAUUUUCUUAUCGGCACGGCAAGAUGGCGGGAUCUGAUCUGGUCCUUGCAUGGGUUGACGACUCGACGGGCCUGCCAAAUGUCUUGGACUGCCACGGACAUCGCGAUGGCAACGGCGCCCCAAUUCAAGAUGACACACAAAACUACACGGUCAUCAAUGGCUAUCAAAAUGCGACACAUACCGUAAUCCAAUUCAAACGUGCUUUGGAGACAUGCGAUCCGGAUGAUUUGGUCAUCACGUCCGAUUCGAUGAAAGUUCUUUGGUCAUAUGGCGACAAGGAUCCCAUCCACGGAAACCACAAAGGGCACAGCAAGAACCGCGGAUGGAAAAAUAUGCAUUUAUUAAAUCCGCAUUUUAAGAAACCCGCACAAAAAGACGCCAAAAUCGAACAAUGGGACGUUACGGUCAAGAAUAUUACAAUCGAUGCGAGCAUGGAUACGAUUUAUUGGUGCAAAAUCUUCCGGGCGCCCGAUUUGAAGGAAAAGCAUCACAUUAUCGGCUACGAGCCAUUGCUGACAAAAGAAAGUUCCACGAAGCAUCCAUUAAUUCAUCACAUGACACUUUUCGAGUGCGAUUCGUACAGCGGCUCCGACCCGAAUGCCUGGGAUGUAUGGGGAAAAACUGUUGGAGCAGUUUGCAACUCAGAUUCGCUCACGCCGCACGAUUGGAACUCCUGCAUAACGCCCGUCGCAACAUGGGGCAAAGGCGGCAACGGUCAAUUCUUACCCGAACACGUUGGAAUUCCUCUCGGCGGUCGAGAUGGCGUCAAAUAUUACAUGCUCGAAAUUCAUUAUGAUAAUCCACAUGCGAAGAGAAUUCUGGAUCACUCGGGUUUCCGGCUGCAUUAUACCAAAAAAUUACGCGAACAUGAGGGCGGCAUGUUAAUAACUGGAAUUACUGUCUCCGAAACGCAAAUGAUUCCGCCAGGACAAAAAUUGUACAGAAAUUUAGGCAUUUGUGGGCCGUCAUGUACAGGAGCUGUUUUUCCCGAAAGUGGUAUUAAGAUUGUGUCGACGGCAUUGCACUCUCAUGCAGCUGGACAAAAGAUGAAGUUAAGACACGUUCGCGAUGGCAAAGAAUUAGAUCGAAUUGUCGAAGAUGAUAAUUACGAUCACAAUUUUCAGGAAAUUCAUCAAUUGGCGAACGAGACAACGAUUUUGCCAGGAGAUUAUAUCAUCACGGAUUGUGCUUACGAGACUCUCAAACGAAAACGCCCGACAUUGGGAGGAUAUUCGACAAAACAAGAAGUUUGCCUCGCUUUCAUUACUUACUACCCUCGAAUCGAUUUAGCUUCCUGCUACAGUAUGACGCCCGUCAAGGAAUUUUUCGAAAAUUUCGGCGUUCACGGUUUUUACGGCAUCAACAUGACAGACGUGGAAAACUCCAUUCUCUACAACAGCGACUUGGAUGCGUAUUCAACAGCAACUGUCUUUCCUAAUUUUCCUCCUGGAGGCGAUUUAAACGAUCGCGAAAACCGCAUUGCGAUUGAAGCCUUGAAACAUGCCAAGGAAUUCAGUGAAGUUUCCGAGGAAGAAAUUGUCUACAAAAACAGUACAUUGAAUAAAUUGAUAAUUUCCGAUCCAGCGGAGUUCCAUGAACGAACAUUCCUCACACAUUUGUACCAAUUACCGUGGUCCGAACCUCUCUUCACGCGCCGAGUCGAACAAGCAAUUCUCACGGGCAAACACAUGACUUUUUGUCGUACCUCGAAGGAAUCCGUUUCAGUGCCUCCCGAAAUAUUUACAUAUCCAAAUUUCACGAAUCUCGUUAAACCGGCAAGUCAUUGCCCGUAUCAGCAGUAUUUUGAAAUGUAUUCGGGCUCAUCAUGCCAUUUAACAGCAUUACCAGCGAUAACACUUUUUGCCGCAAUUGUAGCACUGUGCUGUUACUAA
Molecule: messenger RNA, 2097 nt
Organism: Culicoides brevitarsis
Lineage: Eukaryota; Metazoa; Arthropoda; Insecta; Diptera; Ceratopogonidae
Product: MOXD1 homolog 1
Exons: 8
Coding region: 1-2097 (698 amino acids)
Biological process (GO): norepinephrine biosynthetic process; dopamine catabolic process; octopamine biosynthetic process
Cellular component (GO): secretory granule membrane
Molecular function (GO): dopamine beta-monooxygenase activity; copper ion binding
Source: RefSeq, a predicted model, not a curated record